This is a messenger RNA of Phasianus colchicus (ring-necked pheasant), 306 nucleotides long. Lineage: Eukaryota; Metazoa; Chordata; Aves; Galliformes; Phasianidae. The record is from RefSeq and is a predicted model, not a curated record.
AUGCUGGAGAACGCCGCCGACAUCAAGCUGGAGAAGUUCAGCAUCUCAGCCCACGGCAAGGAGCUCUUCGUCAACGCCGACCUUUACAUCGUGGCCGGGCGUCGUUACGGCCUGGUGGGCCCUAACGGGAAAGGGAAAACGACGCUGUUGAAGCACAUCGCCAACAGGGCGCUCAGCAUCCCCCCCAACAUCGACGUGCUGCUGUGCGAGCAGGGUGAGACCCCCCCCAAAUCCCAUAAGACCCCCACCCCCCUCACCCCACAAAACCCUAUAGGAGCCCACCAACCCCUUAGGAUCCCCAUAAGA